This is a messenger RNA of Trichoderma gamsii, 1464 nucleotides long. RefSeq lists its product as hypothetical. The coding region runs from base 1 to 1464 and encodes 487 amino acids. The record is from RefSeq and is a predicted model, not a curated record. Lineage: Eukaryota; Fungi; Ascomycota; Sordariomycetes; Hypocreales; Hypocreaceae. The transcript has a single exon.
AUGGCACCGAAGCAAGAUGUGUUCCACCUUCAUCCAUAUGGAUGGGAAAAUGAUCCCGAACGGGAGACUUUUGCGCUGUCCACCCUGGAUUACCUUUCAGCCAUGUCCUACAACAACUAUGCGCUCUUUUUCAGGAUGGACGAUGCAAUGAAGCCUCGAGCAGUAGAGAUUAUGAAAGAGGGACUCGCGCGCACCAUCAGCCAGGCGAGGCAUCUUUGUUGUACGAUCGAAAAAGAUGCCGCUGAAUCUGGAACUGGCUAUUCAUUUGUUAAAAAGAAGGAUAGCACCGUCCGUCUAUUUGUGCAAUGGCUAGACGCACCUGAAGACACUGAAAAGUACCCAUCCAUUGAUGACAUCGAAAAGGCAAACUUUAGCGCAGUGUCCCUUGGCGACCUCAAGCUUUGGAGUGUCGAACCAAUGACAUACGGCGAGAAACCGGAAGCCCAUCCUGAUGCUAGCCCUAUCGUGUCUGCUUUCAAGAUGAACUUUGUUAGGGGCGGAAUGGUCUUCAACAUGCACCAUCACCACUACUCCAAUGAUGCCUUGGGCUGGGCUGGCUAUACGCGGCAAUUGGCUGAGAACUGCUUCGCUGCAUUCACCAACACCGCCUUUCCUACUUGGGACCCCAAGAACCUGGAUCUUUCUCUCCUAGUAAAGAAAGAGCCUUGUGAGGAUCAAAAGGUAGAUGGGCCCCCUGCACCGGAACGCCAUCCGGGUCACGUCCAGGGUGUAGCCUUGUUGUUCCAUCUGCCAAAAAGUAAAGCGGCCGAGCUGAAGAAGUUAGCUUCUCCCACGGAUGGAACAUGGAUCUCAACCUAUGACGCCUUCACGGCCUUUAUAUGGCGAUCUAUCACGCGCGUCCGUGCUCCUGUCUUUAAUCCGGACCCGGCUUCGAAGAUCUUUUUUGUCGAAGGAAUCGAUAUGCGACGACGUUUCCGCAAUCCCGCCGUUCCUCCACGAAUUCGUGGCAAUGUCAUGUUUGCAGCUCUAUCUCUUACUGCACCAGUCGAACAGCCAACGGUGGCCGAGCUCAUUUCAGAGUGGCCCCUGUCUCGGGUGGCUCAGUACGUACGGCAGAUGACCGAUAGCGUCACUCAAGAGAGUCUGGAUAAGACGCUGGAAAUGGUGGCAACUGUUCGUGACAAAACUUCUCUCAACAUCCGAACAGACUCCCUGCCGCCCAUGUCGGUGCUCUUCACAGACCAUCGUGAUGCUUAUAUGGCAUCGACCGACUUUGGUUUCGCGACGCCAAUUACUCAUCGCCAUCUCACAGAUCGCAUUACUGAGGGUGUCAUUAUCGUUUACCCGCCUCGUAAACUAGAUCCGGAGUCGGACGAGGGCCCAGAGUUUUCUUUCUUUUAUGAGAAGAGGCUGGCGCAGACUUUGAUUGAAGAUCCCGAAUUUGGCAAGUAUUUCGAGUAUAGGGGUGUUGAUGCUGAAAAUGCGUAUGCUGAUGCGUCUUAA